Molecule: messenger RNA, 2972 nt
Organism: Onychostoma macrolepis
Lineage: Eukaryota; Metazoa; Chordata; Actinopteri; Cypriniformes; Cyprinidae
Gene: csf1a
Product: colony stimulating factor 1a (macrophage)
Exons: 7
Coding region: 830-2302 (490 amino acids)
Cellular component (GO): membrane
Molecular function (GO): growth factor activity; cytokine activity
Source: RefSeq, a predicted model, not a curated record
AACUUAAGUUUUGGGAAAAAAAACUUUGUAUUACAAAUCUUUAUAUUACUUGGCUUUCUAUUAAUGCAAUACAAUGAAAAACCGCCAUCUAUGAUCUCCCUGUGGCAGAAAUUAUUGGCAGUUUAGCGUUUAGUAAGUAAUUUACACCAAAACAAAAGAUAACAUCUAUCCUUUCAUGUCCGAAAACAUUAUUUUUGUCUUAGGUUUCAUAAUAAAUUCAGACAAGCUCAGUACUGACUUGUUUUUCGUCAGUUUAUUUUCAUGAAAUGGAAUGGGUACAAAGGAUUGUGGGUGAUUGAAGGUCGCGGAGGAUACAUCCCAUGCAUCCUUCAAAUUCAGCUGAAAGAAGGACGCGAAACGAAGGCUGUCUUCCAAGGAUCCUUCCGAUUGAGAUGGCCUUCAGCGACGUUUGAUGGCGUGGCAGCCGAGAUAUGCAACCUUUGCAGGAUGCAGCCUUCCGUUUGAGAAACACCCAUAGUGUCCACGAUGUCACCUGUAGGUUUCUGAAAAGCAUUUUUUGAAGCCCAAAGAGGGCGGUGCCGACUGUCGCCAUCUUUGGCAGCACAUCACUCCCAAAAAAUUAAUUAUGCAGAACUUUAAGGCUUAAUAUAAUUUAAAUGGAUGGGUUAUACAAAAUUCAUAUUUUCUCUGCUGUAAAGUUGUGGGAUUGACUUUAGAGAUUGUCUCUAGUGGCAGCCUGGUCUCAUGUUUAUACGUAAGGCAUCUGUGCUUCUUCCUUAUCCUGAGCUUUCAUUUGGUGUUUGCUGGUGUGCCAGGUCCAUGUAAGCACUCUGUCACCCAGGACCAUCUCUUGAAUUUAAGACGUCUGAUGAAGAACCAGUUGCAAAAUGGUUGUUCAAUAACCUAUACCUUCACUGAGCGCCAGAACCUGAGUGUUGUGUGUUAUGUUAAAGCAGCAUUACCUCACAUACUGGAGCUACUCAACACCCAAUUCAAAUAUGCUAAGGACUCGGACAAUUACCGUUAUACUAAUUCACUGAAGAAUUUGAUUUACAACAUUUACUCCCAGAGAUGCAUCCCUCCAAUCAAUGAGGAGAUUGAAGAUAGCCCAAAGAAGUUCAUAAGAACCCACAUGACUUUGCCCAGGGCAGCUUUGGAGAAAGCUGAGGAAGUGAUUCGCAUGUAUAUGGGUCUGAUGAUUCAGAGCGACAAGCCUGUGGACUGGAAUUGUGAGGAGGAGUAUACAGAAGAUUACCCAGAAUCCACCACUGAACCUCUCAGCCAAACAGCAGGUGCCCCCAAUUGCCCCUGCAUUUGUCCAACGGAGAGCAUCGGAUCAUCUAAGUCAACUACAUCCACAAGCCAUUGGAAUAUUUACCCGGAAUCUACUCCAUCCCCACAAAGAUCAUCCUUUUCACCUGUGGAAACCUUGCAGGGUGGUAAUGAGAGAACUAAACAAUUCAAAUCUGCUGUCCCAGUAACCAAACUGCAAACACUAGAUCUAGGAACACCUGCCACGUGGAGAUCAGAAGGAGAUUUAUCCAAAAUCCUCUUUGGUAGCACUCCAGCUUUUCAUGAAGAAACUUCAAAUUCAGAGAUGAACCAUGUGCCAUCAGAUCUUUUCCCUUCAUUUACAAAUUUUCAGGAUGUAUUUCCAAGCAGAACUGACUCAAGUGUUGAGACAACCACCUCUGGCCCCUAUCAAAAAAUCACAAGAGAUAGCACGCAGGACGAUGUGGAGAAGAGCACGCCGCUUUUAAUUGCCAAGAGGUCUUUAGAUUCCAAAAGCCAAGAAGGACCAUCCAGUUCCUAUGUAAAAUUAUCACAGAACUCAGUUACUACAACAUCUGAGCCAGCAUACAAAGAGAUAAAGAACACAGAGAUAAAAAACAAGCCUUUCCAAAUGCUUCAACUGAGUAAACACAUUGUACCAGUCACAACCACAGUUCUGUCUUCUUUGAAAGCAGCUGCACAUUCAUCAGAAGGCCUGAGUGCCCUUGUUGAACAGCCAGGUCAUUUAGACAGCCUUCCUGAAAAUUUCCAAACACACAUCCAAAGUCCAGUGAGGGUGCCAAAGGAUUUCAUGAAAACCACCCAUGAGGCGAAGCUCAGCAAAGACAGCAGAUCCCAGGAGGAUAGGCAGGAGAUGAAGGACCAGACCCAUCCAGACAGAGAGACACAGAGGAACCCUGCCACAGAACGAUCCAGCAGUACAGUCAUCUCUUUUGGCACCGUGCUCAUAAUUACAUUAGGGUGUGGUGGACUUCUGCUCAUAACUGUCCUGUUUUACAGACAGCAAAAAGUACGUGACACUCAAGCUCUGCUGAGAAGACCCGCUUAGAAUGGCAUCUAGGUCAGUGCAGGUCUGGAGAGAAACAUGCUGUGACCAGUAGCUAAAACAUAUGCUGGUGACUAGCUCUGGUGGUCUUUUCAGCAGGGUGUCUAAACAUUAAAAUCAACAUUCUUUGAGGUCUCCAAUAUGAGCUGAGGAAUUAAUUAUUUAUUCCAAGCAAACAAUAAAUUGGGAGACAAAAUAUCAGCAGGUUGCUUUUUCUCAACUAGGAUACUAGUACUACAACGGGAAAUUACUGAUCUGGCAGAUUGUCCAUUGGAAAAUAUGAAAAUAUUUUCAGCAUUCUUGCACAAACUAGAUUUGACAGAUGUAUCUUCUCUUUGCACAUUUUGAUUCGGCAAACCAUGAAAUGCUGAAUGGAAAAAUAUCAAUAAUUCGUAAAAAAGAGAAGAGAGUUUAAGAUUGUACUCAUCUUCAAAUGCAAAUAUAUAUGAAGUGUAAAUAAAUAAAUGAAUAUAUACUGUAUAUACAGGGCAGGUUGAACGAAGCCGCAUUCUAAGUGCCGUCUUUAUGUCAGAAGCAAAUAAUUAAUCUAAUGAUUUGCUUGGCUUAUAUUGUUAAAAGGAAUCUAAUAACUAUAUAUUUUGUUCAGUACCAAUAAACAAAUGAGUAAAACAGGUGGGGUGCUUUGUGGAACGCUUGAGAACAGUCAACCUGA